Gadus chalcogrammus (walleye pollock) is the source of this 4813-nucleotide messenger RNA. RefSeq names its product tetratricopeptide repeat domain 13 (gene ttc13). Bases 15 to 2507 code for a protein of 830 amino acids. The record is from RefSeq and is a predicted model, not a curated record. Gene Ontology annotation, molecular function: protein binding. NCBI's taxonomy places the organism in Eukaryota, Metazoa, Chordata, Actinopteri, Gadiformes, Gadidae. The transcript is spliced from 23 exons.
UCAUCACUGUACACAUGAAGCACAAUAUGGCACCUGCCAGCCGGACUGUUGUUGUGCUAGUGCUUUCCCUUCUUUACUUGUGUCGAGCAAUCUUUUCCACCGAAUAUUUCUCUACGCUUACUUUUUUCAAUAGUGAACUGCACAAACAUGGAUGCAGUUCGCCUUCGGAGUGGGAGGAAUACGCCGCCGACUGCGAAUCCUCCAUUUUGCAAUUGGAAGACCCAGACUGUGAAGAAGGGAGCAACCCUCCCUGUGAAUCGGUCUUCUCGCUCAAUGCAGAGAAGAUUCUGAGCCAGGCCAAGUUGUUCAUAGAACAGAAAAAAAUACCUUUCCCUGUGGAUAACCACAACACAAACGAAGAGCUUGCUAUAGGGUACGUGCUGAUCGGCAACGGCCUCUACGACGAAGCCAUCAAACACUUUUCCCUCUUGCUACAGGGAGAACCAGAGUUGGUCAGUGCCAUCUAUGGCAGAGGCAUAGCAUAUGGAAAGAAGAGUCUUCAGGACAUCAAGAAUGCAGACCUGGCCUUGUUCGAGCUCAGCCGGGUCGUCACGCUGGAGCCCAACUGGCCCGAGGUCUACGAGCAGAGAGCAGAGAUCCUAUCUCCGCUGGGCCGCAUCAGCGAGGCCCUGGGUGACCUGACCAAGGCCAUUCAGCUGCAGCCCUCAGCGCGCCUCUACAGACACAGGGGGACCCUGCUCUUCAUAUCAGAGGAUUACGUGGCCGCUAUGGAGGACUUCCAACAGUCUCUGGACCUGAAGAAGAACCAGCCCAUUGCCAUGCUGUACAAGGGCCUCACUUUCUUCCAUAGAGGCAUGCUAAAGGAAGCCAUAGAAACGUUCAAAGAGGCUCUGAAGCUCAAGUCUGACUUCAUAGAUGCCUAUAAGAGCCUGGGGCAGGCGUACAGAGAGCUUGGGGACUUUGAGGCGGCGAUGGAGAGCUUCCAGAAGGCCCUGAUGCUGAACCAGAACCACAUCCAGUCCCUGCAGCUGCGCGGUAUGAUGCUCUACCAUCAUGGCUCGCUGCGGGAAGCCAUCGGCAACUUCAAGCGGUGCCUUCAGCUGGAGCCCUACAACGAGGUGUGCCAAUACAUGAAGGGCCUCAGUCAGGUGGCCAUGGGCCAGUUCUACGAGGGUAUCAAGGCCCAGACCAAGGUCAUGCUCAACGACCCCCUGCUGGGCCAGAAGGCCAGCUCUGAAUACCUCAAAGUGAAAUACCUCAGAGAGUAUUCUCGUUACCUGCACUCCCACCUGGAUGUCUCGGUGGCCGAGUACAACGUGGACCAGGACCUCCCGGGGAACUUCAAGAACCACUGGGCCAAGAACCUGCCCUUCCUCAUCGAGGAUUAUGAGGAGCAGCCGGGCCUGCAGCCGCACAUCAAGGACGUCCUACCUCAACACUUUGAAAGCUACAGCAACGAGGUGCAGAAGCUCAUCUGCACCGCGGACCACCUCGGGGCGCUCAUGCAGUACAACACGCCGGGCUUCCUGCCCAACCGGAGAAUACACAGAGCCAUGGGCCUAGCGACCCUGGAGGUGAUGCAGGCCAUGCACCGAACGUGGAGCAACUCCAAGGUCCGGGUGAACGGCAAGACGCGGCAGAUGCAGUGGCGGGACAUGUUCGACAUAGCCGUCAAGUGGAGGAGGAUUGCAGAUCCAGACCAGCCAGUUCUGUGGCUAGACCAGAUGCCAGCCAGGAGUCUCAGUCGAGGCUUUAAUAAUCACAUCAACCUCAUAAGAGGACAGAUCAUAAACAUCAGGUAUCUAGCCUACUUUGACAACAUCCUUGACUUCAUUAAGGAUCGGAUACUAGUGUACCACGGAGCCUACAAUCCCAGGGGGCUGGUAGAGGUCCGACAAGCUCUGGAGAACGUGAACAAAGUGGAGGACCUGCUUCCUAUAAUGAAGCAGUUCAAUAGUAAAACCAGAGAUGGAUUUACGGUCAACUCCAAAGUACCCAGCAUGAAGGAUCCGGGGAAAGAGUACGACGGCUUCACCAUCACCAUCACGGGAGACAGGGUGGGCAACAUGCUGUUCUCGGUGGAGACCCAGACCACGGAGCAGCGGACUCAACAGUACCAGUCGGAGAUCGAGUCCAUCUACAAGGACCUCACGGCCAAGGGGAAAACCCUCAUGCUGUCCACCGAACUCGGUGACGCAGACGCAGUGUGCAACCUGAUACUGUCCCUGGUGUACUACUUCUGUAACCUCAUGCCGCUGUCCCGUGGAUCCAGCGUGGUGGCCUACUCCGUGGUGAUGGGGGCGCUGAUGGCCAGUGGGAAAGAGGUGGUCGGGAGGAUCCCCAAAGGAAAGCUGGUGGAUUUCGAGGCCAUGACCACCCCCAGUCCGGACGGCUUCAGCAAAACAGCCAAGAGCUGGAUGAAUCUUAAAAGCUUGCCAAGCUGGUACCAGAGUCUUCCGUCGGUAGCGGAGACUUUCCCGUCCAGUAGGACGAUGAUAGAGGUGCUGAACACGGACGCCACAACGCACUGUCCCAAGAAGUCCUAGCCCGGGUUCAGGACUCCACUCUCUCCCUCUCUUUCCCUCCCUCUGUCCAUCUCCGAGAAGAACAACCACCUGCAGCUCUGGUGCAGAACACAGAAGGGGAGGGGGAGGGAGGGAGGGAGGGAGGGAGGGUGUCAUUUGGUGCUUCCUAGGCCGUGCCUGGGACUUCAGGAGACAAAUACUUGUUCAUGUCGGGGUUGUAAUCCACCGCUUACACAGGCGUGCACACACACACAUACACACAGACAAACAAACACACACACACACACCACUUCGCCAAAAGUUACAAUACAGGAUGAAAGUUUUCCUUACGCAGUUCAAUCGUGUGUUUGGCUGUUAAGGGGCAUGCAAGAGUUGAAACAUCAUCGGUGCAUUUUUAUUUUAUUUAUUUCUCUCUCUCUGUUCCUUUUGGGGGCCCAGACACACGAUGCAGUAGGCAGCCCUCCAUACUUUACUGUUCCACACUCCAACCUAGAGCACAAUGGCAAGGGGGUUAUGGCAAACAAAACUCUUUUGUCCCUUUGGGAUGUAGUGGGCAGGCUUAACCCUCAAGCCCUUCUGUCUCUCUCUCUGUCGCUCUCUCGCUGUCUCUCUGUCUCUGUCUCUCUCUCUGUCCCUCUGUGUCUGUUUUCAUCCAGACGCACACAACUCUCUGUUAAACAUUACAUAUGACUUCACAAGCCAACCCUCUUAAGUUGCAUGGCCAAGACUGACAUUGAAACUUUUUGGAAUAUGCUAAAAUACUAUUUAACGUCCGCUAUGGAACAAUUUCUCUGCAGCCGUGGCUAUAAUUUAAUUGAGGGUCAUUCAAUCAUCAGUCUCUCUUAACACAAUUAUUGGUCUGGAAAAACAACACCUCUACCUCACUUGUGUCCUGCGUGAUGCCAAAAGCGAGGGCUGUAGUGAAAUUGUGCAGUUGUCGCAGGUUAAGGUUAAAAACCUCCUUAAGUUGGACUCAUUAAAUUGAAGCUAUUUGUAUGCAUCACCAUCACAGUGUAGGCCAAUGCUUUUUUUGGAUCGUUUUCGAAUUUGUAUGAUUGAUCUUUGUUUUUAUCUUCAUAAAUACUUAAGGGCCCCCAGACCAGAAAUGUAGUGUGCAUGCACUGCAUGCACACUACAUUUCUUCCAGUUGGACAAUUGAAAGAAAUGGCAGAUGGAGAUUUAAAAUACAGAGAGAGAGAGAUCUGUCUAUAUAAAUAUAUCUGAAAUACAACAUUGGGGUUUCUGUCUUGGCAUACUUGAAUUUCUUUUUAUUUUAUUGUAUUUAUAUAUUUUACGUUUUUUUUUGGUUUCUGGGGGAAGAGUGAGUGGCGGUGUAUAAGUUCCCAAUGGACAUCAAGCCAAUCAACCAAAGUCACAUAAAUGCUACUGACCUCCCAAGAAUAUUUCAGUAUUUGAAAUGCAUUUCGGCAUAUUUUAAAAGGGCCAUGUGCAAAAGCUUUAUACAAAUGAAAACAUUUUCAAAUGUUUUUUUGUAUUUGUAUUAUAUCUUGGACAUGGCAAAAGAAUUGUCACCCCCCCAUUUGGCAUGAAUGUCCCCUGUGGCUUCAUCCAUUCCAGAAACCAGUUAAGAAAAAUGCAAAUUGAAAUUUGUCAGUCACUUGCGAUGCGAUUAAGUACUCCAGGAUAUGUGAUAUUUCCGGCCAAUGGGAAUUUAGUAAACUAUUUGCUUGGAAGCAGAUGAACUUAAAAAUUGUGGUAACAAACAUUUUCAGAGCUUGAAAUUUGGGCCAAAAAAGGGUUUGGAACCACUGACUUAAUUGGUGGCUUUGUUUUAUUAAUUGGCAUAUAAAAGGCUUGGGACAGUUGCUGCCUCUCUUGAUAUCUUCCACUGAUGACCCAGAAUAAUUCCACUUUUUUUUUUAUUGCUUUUCUUUGUGUUACUUGACCUGAAAACUUAGCCCAAUAUCAAACAUGUUUUUUGGAAACAUGGAGCCAAUAGAGAGCAAAAGUUCUUGACCUAACCAGCACAAUUAUACACGUGAUUAGCCAUGCGCCCAAAUCUCUGAAGGUGGCUAUAUGAUUGGUCUACUUUGCUAUCAUUAUUUUAUUUUUAAUUUGACCCCCCCUGACCCCCCACAAAGUAUUCCUGUUAUUUCCCCCAUUAUUCAACUGUUUGAUAUUUAUUCGGUCGGUUGGGGAGUUUCUCUGUCUGUUAUUGUCCUCGUGCUCAAAAGGAGGAAUUUGUUUAAGCUUUCGAACAUCGGGAGGACUGAAGUUAUAAAUGCAAAAAGCGGUGGAUGGAGGUGUACAGCAGCCAAUAAAAUCGGUUUGACAAAAUGAAGGAGUCAUACAUUUUAUUCUUUAAC